AUGGUCGCCAUCGCCUCUCUUUCCGCGGGAACCCUGAAAUUCCGUAAGUUCCCCCCGUCCGUGGAGUUGAAAAACCCAAACCCGUCCGAAUUUAACCCGCACAUCGCCGUCGCGUUAGGGACGAGCGAAGGCCAUCUCGUUCCAAUCAUGCGAGUCGAAUUACCGGACGGAAAAAUUCUCGAACCAGAUGCCUAUCGCAACUUGCACAUGCUCGAAGAGUUUGAAAUUCGAAACCCGAGCGAGUAUUUACACUUUGAAGUUUUAGACGUGGAGCGAACGAAAGAAGAGAAGGAGAACCUCGUCGUCGUCGCCGCGGUUGAUGGUGAUAACAACAGCGGUGGAAAACGACACGAAAAAGGAACCACAAAAAAAACGCCUUCGACGAGAAAAGGACACGAGGAAAAUCCAAAAUACGUCGUGAUCGCGAGCACGUCGAUUGCGGUUUCGCACAUGUUGGAAGAUAACUGGUCGCAUAAAUUAUACGGACACUGUUAUAAAUACGUAGAACUGGACUCUCCGGACGGUAAGGAGAAAAAUGUGUGCACGAUGAAGCUGCAGAUGGAUUACAAAGUCGUUCCGGAAGAAUAA
Molecule: messenger RNA, 588 nt
Organism: Bathycoccus prasinos
Lineage: Eukaryota; Viridiplantae; Chlorophyta; Mamiellophyceae; Mamiellales; Bathycoccaceae
Exons: 1
Coding region: 1-588 (195 amino acids)
Source: RefSeq, a predicted model, not a curated record